GAGGAUGGUGGCAGACAUCAGCCACUGAACAGAGCAGAAGAGACCCUCCUGUCCAUGAUCCAGGGAGCAGACACCUGCAGCCGGCAGCAUCCUCAUCCUCCACAGCAGCACUCUCUGGACCAUGAGCUCCUGCCCAGUCUGAAAAAUUGAUGAUCCGUCACUCGUGAAGAGACGUGAAAUUUAAAAACCUCUAUACAUCACCAUUUCUUCAGAUAAAUUUGUCAUAAAUCCCUAGAGACUGGUGCUACCGGAUUUACUCAGCAUGACCACCCACGUGACGCUGGAAGAUGCGUUAUCUAACGUGGACCUACUGGAGGAGCUGCCCCUCCCUGACCAGCAGCCAUGCAUCGAGCCUCCGCCGUCCUCCAUAAUGUACCAGGCUAACUUUGAUACUAACUUUGAGGAUCGAAAUGCAUUUGUGACUGGUAUAGCUAGAUACAUAGAACAAGCUACUGUUCAUUCUAGCAUGAAUGAGAUGCUGGAGGAGGGACAGGAGUAUGCUGUUAUGUUGUAUACAUGGAGGAGCUGUUCUCGGGCCAUUCCACAAGUAAAGUGUAAUGAGCAGCCUAAUCGUGUGGAGAUAUAUGAGAAGACAGUAGAGGUAUUGGAACCAGAGGUCACAAAAUUAAUGAAGUUCAUGUAUUUUCAGCGUAAAGCAAUUGAGAGAUUCUGCAAUGAGGUAAAGCGUCUGUGUCAUGCUGAGCGCAGAAAGGACUUUGUGUCGGAGGCCUAUCUACUCACAUUAGGAAAGUUCAUCAAUAUGUUUGCUGUGCUGGAUGAGCUUAAAAACAUGAAGUGCAGUGUGAAGAAUGACCAUUCUGCAUAUAAACGUGCUGCCCAGUUCCUAAGAAAGAUGGCUGACCCACAGUCUAUCCAAGAGUCACAGAACCUCUCUAUGUUCUUGGCCAAUCAUAACAGGAUCACUCAGUGCCUGCACCAGCAGCUUGAGGUGAUUCCUGGUUAUGAAGAGCUCCUGGCCGAUAUCGUCAACAUCUGUGUGGACUACUAUGAGAACAAAAUGUACCUGACCCCAAGUGAGAAGCACAUGCUGCUAAAGGUGAUGGGUUUUGGACUGUACCUGAUGGAUGGAAACGUCAGUAACAUCUACAAGCUGGAUGCUAAGAAGAGGAUUAACCUGAGUAAAAUUGACAAAUUCUUUAAGCAGCUGCAGGUGGUCCCGCUCUUUGGAGACAUGCAGAUAGAGCUGGCCAGAUACAUUGAGACCAGUGCUCACUAUGAGGAGAACAAGUCAAAGUGGACCUGCACACAAAGCAGUAUCAGUCCCCAGUACAAUAUAUGUGAGCAGAUGGUACAGAUUCGAGACGACCACAUCCGCUUCAUCUCCGAGCUGGCACGCUACAGCAACAGUGAGGUUGUGACGGGCUCGGGUCUGGACAGCCAGAAGUCAGAUGAAGAGUACAGAGAGUUGUUUGACCUGGCACUCAGGGGUCUGCAGCUUCUAUCUAAGUGGAGCGCCCAUGUCAUGGAAGUGUAUUCCUGGAAGUUGGUUCAUCCGACAGACAAAUUCUGUAACAAGGACUGUCCAGGCACAGCAGAAGAAUAUGAGCGAGCUACAAGGUAUAACUACACCAGUGAGGAGAAGUUCGCCUUUGUGGAGGUGAUUGCCAUGGUAAAGGGUCUGCAAGUACUCAUGGGCCGGAUGGAAAGUGUAUUCAAUCAAGCAAUAAGAAAUACCAUAUACGCUGCCCUACAAGACUUUGCUCAGAGUACCCUACGAGAACCACUCCGCCAGGCUGUGCGCAAAAAGAAGAAUGUUCUGAUUAGUGUUUUGCAGGCGAUUCGGAAGACUAUCUGUGACUGGGAAGCAGGCCGUGAGCCCCCCAAUGACCCAUGUCUUAGAGGAGAGAAGGACCCCAAAGGUGGCUUUGACAUUAAAGUUCCUCGUAGGGCAGUAGGCCCCUCAAGCACACAGUUGUACAUGGUGCGCACAAUGCUGGAAUCCCUCAUAGCUGACAAGAGUGGCUCUAAAAAGACGUUACGUAGCAGCCUGGAUGGACCAAUCGUUCAAGCUAUAGAGGAGUUUCACAAGCACUCCUUCUUCUUCACUCACCUGCUCAACUUUAGUGAGGCGCUCCAGCAGUGUUGUGACCUGUCUCAGCUCUGGUUCCGAGAAUUCUUCCUGGAGCUCACCAUGGGACGACGCAUUCAGUUCCCCAUCGAGAUGUCCAUGCCUUGGAUUCUUACUGACCACAUCCUGGAGACCAAGGAACCUUCCAUGAUGGAAUAUGUUCUGUAUCCCCUGGACCUGUAUAAUGAUAGUGCCUAUUAUGCUUUAACAAAGUUCAAGAAACAGUUCCUCUAUGAUGAAAUUGAAGCUGAGGUGAAUUUGUGCUUUGACCAGUUUGUGUACAAGUUAUCAGACCAGAUCUUCGCCUACUACAAGGCCAUGUCCGGCAGUGUACUGCUGGAUAAACGUUUCCGGGCGGAAUGUAAGAACUAUGGAGUGAUCAUCCCAUACCCACCAUCCAAUCGCUACGAGACAUUGCUGAAGCAGAGACAUGUACAACUGUUAGGAAGAUCUAUUGACCUGAACAGGCUGAUCACUCAGAGAAUCUCAGCCGCUAUGUACAAAUCUUUGGAUCAGGCAAUCAGUCGCUUUGAGAGUGAAGAUCUUACAUCUAUUGUGGAACUGGAAUGGCUUCUGGACAUCAAUCGCCUGACACACAGACUACUUUCUAAGCACUUAACAUUGGACAGCUUUGACGCCAUGUUCCGAGAGGCCAAUCACAAUGUAUCUGCUCCAUAUGGAAGAAACACAUUGCACGUCUUUUGGGAGCUCAACUUUGACUUCUUGCCCAACUAUUGCUACAAUGGUUCAACCAAUCGGUUUGUCCGUACAGCUAUCCCUUUCACACAGGAGCCACAGAGAGACAAGCCAGCCAAUGUACAGCCUUAUUAUCUGUAUGGAUCAAAGCCUCUCAAUAUAGCCUACAGCCACAUAUAUAGUUCAUACAGAAAUUUUGUCGGUCCUCCACACUUCAAAACAAUCUGCCGCUUGCUGGGUUAUCAGGGGAUUGCUGUGGUGAUGGAGGAACUAUUGAAGAUCGUCAAAAGUCUGCUUCAGGGUACUAUAUUGCAGUAUGUGAAGACCCUCAUUGAGGUCAUGCCUAAAAUUUGUCGCCUGCCCCGCCAUGAGUACGGAUCUCCAGGCAUCCUGGAGUUCUUCCACCAUCAGCUGAAGGACAUCAUUGAGUAUGCUGAACUGAAGACAGAUGUCUUCCAGAGCCUGAGAGAAGUUGGUAACGCAGUGCUCUUCUGUCUGCUCAUUGAACAAGCUUUGUCCCAGGAAGAGGUAUGUGAUCUACUUCAUGCAGCACCAUUCCAGAACAUCCUUCCUCGUGUAUACAUCAAAGAGGGGGAACGUCUGGAGGUGAGGAUGAAGAGGCUUGAAUCCAAGUAUGCUCCACUGCAUCUUGUCCCACUGAUUGAGAGGCUGGGCACACCACAGCAAAUCGCCAUUGCCAGGGAAGGAGACCUACUGACCAAGGAGAGACUGUGCUGUGGUCUCUCCAUGUUUGAAGUUAUCCUGACGCGGAUACGCAGUUACCUGCAGGACCCUAUAUGGCGCGGCCCCCCACCUACUAAUGGAGUGAUGCACGUAGAUGAAUGUGUGGAGUUUCACCGUCUCUGGAGCGCCAUGCAGUUUGUUUACUCUAUUCCUGUAGGGACCAAUGAAUUCACAGCAGAACAAUGCUUUGGAGAUGGGUUGAAUUGGGCAGGUUGUGCCAUCAUUGUGCUACUCGGACAGCAACGCCGAUUCGAUCUCUUUGACUUCUGCUAUCACCUUCUGAAAGUCCAGAGGCAGGAUGGGAAGGAUGAAAUUAUUAAAAAUGUCCCACUGAAGAAAAUGGCAGACAGAAUACGAAAGUAUCAGAUCCUGAACAACGAAAUCUUUGCAGUCCUGAACAAAUACAUGAAAUCCGUGGAGAGCGACAGUUCCACGGUGGAACACGUACGAUGCUUCCAACCUCCCAUCCAUCAGUCACUGGCUACCACCUGCUGAAGGGGACGCUAACAAAACUUACUGGACAAUUUUGACAAAUUCUAUAAUGUUGUGGUGCAUGAUUGUCCUGUUUUUGCCGUACACCAUCAUGAUGCUAUGGAAACAACAGGACUUUACAGGAAGUAGCCAUGAAAAGGGGUGUUUAUUGACUAUCCCUCCUAUCAGGGUCUAUGGUGGUUAACUAUCAGUAAUGAAAUCACCUCCAGAGUUUGCCAAGGUCUCGUGACAACAGAGCAGUAUCGAUGGUUUUAUACUGGUUUGAACCAAGCUUAAAGUAUUUUUUUUAUCUAUUAAACAUUAGUCUGGUACUUCGAGGGAUUGUCCAUAAUUGUGCUAUAAAGCUACUGGAAAGGACUAUAGGAUGUGCUUACACUGUGUGGGACAUAGCAUAUGUACAAGGACCUAGUAGGUAAAGGGCCUCACCUUAUAGACAGCUUUCUUAAACUGCUCACAGUUACUGGUGAAUUGUUAUGGAGAUGUAAGGAAGUUCUUGCACAGGGUCCCAUUGCUGUUUGGCCAUUCCUGGUCUUACAGUCAUAUAGACCCCCAGAGACCGAGGAUCACAGCUGAGAGCACACGUGUUUGCCACCAGCAUGUCCAUAGAAGAGGAGUGUGUAUAUGGAAGUCUAUGUACCUACACUUUCCAAUCGACUUGCUGUGUGUAAACAUAUUAGCCAUGGUCCACAGGAUCUGCCCCCAAAUUACUAGGGGACAUGUAAACCUAAGCACAUCCUAGCUUUAGUCGUACAUUCAAGAGGACCCCUUUAAUGACCACUCAGUUAUAGUCUAACCACAGACUUGUUAACUGCCCUAUUUAUUGUGACUGUACAGUGUUGUGGUAACCUCAUCUGCGCUUGAAGAAUAUUUCGCCAACUUAUCUACUUAUACAUGUUAUUGGUGGGUUCAGUUUACCGGUGUGGGGCAGGGAGGCCGACCAAUGUCGUCCACUAACCGCUUGUCAAACACAGUCGUAUUGCUGAUAUAAUUUUUUUUAUUGUUUGAAUUAUUAACUGAAUUGUAUUCAUGUAUUGUGGUAACUUAAUUUUUAUAGUUUUUUUGGGGUCUUUUAUUUUGAGGAAAGGUCACCGUUACACGACAUAUUCCUUACGUUAAAUUAUUUUGCUUUCUCGCUUGUGAAUAAAAAGAAAGUUGAAUUCU
Bufo bufo (common toad) is the source of this 5182-nucleotide messenger RNA. RefSeq names its product cytoplasmic FMR1-interacting protein 2. The record is from RefSeq and is a predicted model, not a curated record. Gene Ontology annotation, molecular function: small GTPase binding. Gene Ontology annotation, biological process: apoptotic process; axon guidance; cell projection assembly. Bases 263 to 4024 code for a protein of 1253 amino acids. Gene Ontology annotation, cellular component: synapse; neuron projection. Lineage: Eukaryota; Metazoa; Chordata; Amphibia; Anura; Bufonidae. The transcript has 32 exons.